Messenger RNA from Hansenula ciferrii, 225 nucleotides. RefSeq lists its product as uncharacterized. The coding region runs from base 1 to 225 and encodes 74 amino acids. The record is from RefSeq and is a predicted model, not a curated record. Lineage: Eukaryota; Fungi; Ascomycota; Saccharomycetes; Phaffomycetales; Wickerhamomycetaceae. The transcript has a single exon.
AUGCAAUUCUCAUCAAUCAUUAUCUCAUCAAUUACCUUUUUAGCUUUAACUCAAGCAUCUCCAAUUAAAUUAGGAGCUUCAUCAGAUCCAAUAAUUUCUACAAAAUCUACACCAUCUGUUCAGCCAUCAAAAUUCCCAACUUUAACCAUUCAACAACCAGUCUUAUCUUCAAAUUCAAAUCAAUUCUUCAGUGCAAAAGUUGUUGAUAAAAGACAAUUAAAUUAA